This is a messenger RNA of Lasiodiplodia theobromae, 1317 nucleotides long. Its product is annotated as Chloroperoxidase. The transcript is spliced from 4 exons. Gene Ontology annotation, molecular function: peroxidase activity. Bases 1 to 1317 code for a protein of 438 amino acids. The record is from RefSeq and is a predicted model, not a curated record. Lineage: Eukaryota; Fungi; Ascomycota; Dothideomycetes; Botryosphaeriales; Botryosphaeriaceae.
AUGAAGUUCUCAUCCACUCUCUUCGCCCUCUCGUCGGGCUCCGCGCUCGUCAGCGCCUUCCCCGCCCUCUCCGGACGCAACCUCGAGGGCCUCACCUCGGACCGGUUAGAGGCUGCCAUCCGCUCCUUCGAGCAGCACAGGCUCGAGAAGCGCAUCCUCGUCGACUCCAGCCAGCCCAUCGACACCACGGGCGAACACGCUUUCCAGGCUCCCGGCGAGGGCGACCAGCGCGGCCCCUGCCCCGGUCUCAACGUCCUCGCAAACCACGGCUACAUCUCGCGCGAUGGCAUCACCAGCUUCGCCGAGGUCACUAAUGCCAUCAACCAGGUGCUGGGCAUGGAGGUCGAGCUCGCCCUUAUUCUCGCUAUUAUGGGUACCGUCUGGACCGGCAACCCGCUCGCUCUGGACCCCGGCUUCUCCAUUGGUGGCACCGUCCCCGGCGACGGCUCCGACAACCUCCUGGGCAACCUUGUCGGCCUUCUCGGCGACCCCCGCGGCCUGCAGGGAUCCCACAACUGGAUCGAGUCGGACUCGUCGCUGACGCGCGACGACCUGUACGUGACGGGCAACUCGUGGACGAUGAACAUGACGCUGUUCCGCGACUUCCACGACCGCGCCGACGAGGACGGUGUGCUGUCGAUGGACCUGCUGGCCGACCAGGCCGCGCGCCGCUUCCACUACAGCAUCGCCAACAACCCCAACUUCUACUACGGCCCCAUCACCGGCAUGAUCUCGCGCAACGCCGGCUACUUCUUCCUCGGCCGCCUGCUGGCCAACCACACCGAGGAGGCGCCCGAGGGCGUGCUAACGCAGGAGGUGUUCAGGAGCUUUUUCGGCGUGUACGAGGGCGAGGAUGGCGACUGGGAGUACCGCGAGGGCCACGAGCAGUUCCCCGAUAACUGGUACCGCAAGCCGGUGGACUAUGGUCUUCUGAACCUCAACUUGGAUACGAUCGCUUGGGUGCUGAAGCACCCUGAGCUCGGAAGCGUCGGCGGCAACACGGGCACCGUCAACUCCUUCACCGGCCUCGAGCUCGACGACAUCACCGACGGCGUCCUCAACGCCGGCACCCUGCUCGAGGGCAACAACCUGCUGUGCUUCGUCCUCGAGGUCGUCAAGACUUUCGCACCCAACUCGCUGUCGCCCCUCCUCAAGACGCUCGAGGCUCCGCUCCAGCUCAUUUCCAAGGCUAUCACCGGCCCGCUCACCAGCCUGGCUUGCCCUGCCUGGAAGGAUCUGACUGAGGGUGGCCAGCCGCUGUGGGAUGGCAUUCAGAGCAAGUUCCCUGGUGCGGCGCAGGCGGGUUCGUCGUUGUAA